AUGGCCCAACCACACAAUGGUCGAGAAUCGCCCAAAACCCACCGGGUAGGGGAGCAUUGGAGCGGCGCGAACCCGGUGCCGACUAUCGGGCGGUUUCUGGAGAGAUUGGAAGUUGAUAAGCAGGAGAGGAAGGCUCAUGAGGAGGCGCUCAUUGCGAAACGAAAGGAGCAGGAGGAGAGAGGGGAGGAGAUACCUCAUAAGCCGAGGAGGACGUCGGGGAAGACGCGGAUGGUGACGGAUCCGACGACGGGGAAGGAAAUUGAGGUGGAGGAUUUGGAUGAGGAGGCGAUGGAUGCGGUUAAGGAUCCGAAGCUUGUGGUUCCGAAUGCGAAUGUUGGGAAGCCGACGGAUGUCAAGACCGAAGCGACUCAGAGUCUUUCGCAGUAUAAAGAGAAUCAGGAUAUUACGGCGCCGCCGGAUCCCAUUGCGGAGGGGACGACGUCAGAUGUGCCGAUUCAUGGAGAGAAGACUAAUAUUCUCUUUCAUCCUACGCCGACGGUGACGUAUAAGCCGAUGUUUGAUAAGUUGGAGAGUCGGGGGAUGGGUCUGUGUCUGGGCAUUGUUGCUGCUAUUGUCUUCACAGGCAGGAUAUUCGGUGGCUCAUUAUGGGGUCUGCUGCCUUUGGCAUUUGGUGUUGCAAGUGCUGUGUGGUUGUGGAUACAAGAGCUUAUUCGAAGUGGUCGGGAGAUGGAAUGGAGUAGUGAGCAGAUUAGAGGGCAGAUGGCUACUGCGAACCUGCUACCCGAGUCAGUUGAAUGGAUGAAUUCCUUCCUUGGGGUCUUCUGGGGACUCAUCAACCCCGAAAUGCUGUCGCCUGUUGCGGAUACCAUCGAAGAUAUCAUGCAGGCUUCAGCGCCUGGGGUAGUGGAGAACGUUCGGAUUGCAGAGAUUGACCAGGGCAAUAACCCGAUACGGAUUCUGAGCCUGCGAUCACUGCCAGACUCACACGUUCAGCAACUCAAAGAUCACAUCCAUGAGGAAAAUGUUAAGAACAAGGAUCCCCAGGAGGCUGCAGCCGCCGAGGAGGGCGGUAGUUACUACAAUAUCGAGGCCUCCUUUGCCUACCAUGCGAAACCUAGCGGUCAAACCACCUCGUCCAAGGCGCGCAACAUGCACAUGCAAAUAGUAUUCUACCUGGGAAUCAAAGGCCUCUUUGGCGUGCCCUUUCCGGUCUUCGUGGAGCUGAUCGAGAUGGUAGGCACCGUGCGUGCGCGAUUCCAGAUGAUGCCAGAGGCCCCAUUCAUGAAAGACGUCACUUUCAGUCUGGUUGGACUUCCCCACAUCAAAGCUGGAUGCAUGCCCAUGGUUAAAGGAGGCGUGAACAUCUUGAACCUCCCGUUGAUCUCCAACUUCGUCAACUAUGCGAUUGCCACCGCCAGCGGUCUGUUUGCGGCCCCCAAGUCCAUGACAAUGGAUCUUAGCAUGUUGCUCAAGGGAGACGAUAUCGUCAAGGAGACCCAGGCAUUGGGUAUCAUGUGGAUUCGUAUCCACCGUGCGAUAGGACUGAGCAAACAGGACCGACGUGGCAGCUACGGCGGUGGCAGCGACCCCUACAUCAACCUCUCGUUCUCCAAGUACGGCAAACCCAUGUACUGCACGCGCGUGAUCGAGGACGACUUGAAUCCAGUCUGGGAGGAAACCGCAGCGUUGCUUGUGACGCCAGAACUGAUCAAGGCGGACGAAGCUCUGAGCGUCGAGCUCUGGGACUCGGAUCGAACUACCGCGGACGACAUUGUUGGGAAAGUGGAACUGCCCAUUCGGAAGAUGAUCCAGCAUCCUGGCAAGAUGUAUGCCCAGGUUUCGAAGCUCCAGGGUCUCAACGAGGGCAGCGAGAUGCCGGGAGAACUGCACUGGGAAGUUGGGUUCUUCGGCAAACCCAAACUUAGGGCCGAGUUGAGAACCGACGGCAAGAAGAAGGAUCUGCCGGAUAACUUCAAAGACACCCCCGAGUUCCAGGACGAAAAGGGUGUCAUCAGCAAUGAACAAGAGGAGGCCAUCACCAAGACACCCCCCGAUCCUCUAUGGCCCAGCGGUAUCUUGAGCAUCGUGGUCCAUCAGAUUGUCAACCUGGAGGUUGAGAACGUCAAGGGCAGCCACGGCAACCGCAAAGGGAGGGAUUACGAGCCGGCCAAACCGUAUGGUGAACAGAAGGAGGAACAAGGCGAGAAGCUGCCCACGAGCUACUGCAAGAUCAUCCUCAACGACGAGCUGAUCUACCGCACUCGUGCCAAAGCCCUAAGUUCCAAGCCCAUCUUCAACGCCGGCACUGAGCGAUUCGUCCGAGAUUGGCGAUCGGCCUUUGUCACCAUCAGCGUCCGAGACCAACGGUAUCGCCAACACGACCCCAUCCUCGGCGUCAUCCCCCUGAAGCUCUCCGACAUCCUCCAGACCAGUUCGCAAGUCACCCGAUGGUAUCCUCUGGACGGCGGCAUUGGAUUCGGCCGUAUCCGCAUCUCACUCCUCUUCCGGCACGUCGAGACUCGACUGCCUCCCAACAUGCUCGGCUGGGACGUGGGCACCUUCGAAUUCACCUCGGAGCAGAUCACCGUCCAGAACUACCACGAACGCUCCAAGAUCCGUCUCCGCACUGGCGGCAGCAGCGGCAAGAUCACCCGCCAUGUCUGCUCCAUCCACGGACCCAACAUGACCUUCGACCUCUCCGACGAGGCCUACCGCCGCAGCCUCCGCCUCCCCGUCAAGCAUCGCUACCGAUCCCCCGUCGUCUUCGAAUUCCACCAGCAAGGCCACCACCACCCCAGCGCCUACGCCGUCUACUGGCUCCAACACAUGGCCGACAACGAAGAAACCCCCAUCGACAUCCCCAUCUGGUCCACCAAGAACGGCAAACGUCUCACCCAGAACUACAUCACCGAAACCAACUGCCACAUCAAACGCAACCCCGGUCUCGAAGACCUCCACGAGGUCGGCCGCCUCCAAUUCCGCGCCUACUUCAGCCCGGGAAUCGACGAGUCCCACGAACGCUUCGUCAUCGACAACGAAUCCCGCGAGACCUUCGAAUCCUGGGAAGCCCUAAUCGCCGAAGGCGUCCGCUCGCGCCGCAUCUCCUCGGAAAUCCCCGAGGACCUCGAAGAGCUGCACGAGAAAUCCCUCGUCGACGGCCGCGACAUCCUCAAGCACGCCGAACCCCGCGAACGCAAACGCUGGAUCGACAAGCAAGGCCAAGACUGGAGCGGCGCUUUCGGCCACGACCCAGGCGCCUACCUCAACCAACACGGCCACCAAGUCGCCGAACCAGGCCGCGAACAACCUCCCCACGACCCCGUCAACCCUCCUCCCACCGUCGCUCAAUCCUACGGCACCAUGCACGCCGAAGAAGCGCAACACCAAUCCACCCCGCAACAAGAACACCUCGAACACCAAGCCGAAGAGGAACCCUCCUCAUCCUCCUCUUCAAGCGAAACAGAAGACGACAACGAAGACGAAUUCUACCCGCACCAACAGCGCGUCUCGCAAAGCACCAUGUCCACCAACGGUGGCGGGAGCAGUAGUGCAGGUGCUGGUCCGAGUCGCAGUAGCACCGACGACUCGGCCAUCAAGAAAGCGAAUAAACGUAGCGAGAAGCGCCAACAACGGGGGAUGAUGCAGUGGCGACCUGUGAGGAAUGCGGUGUUUGCGCGAGAUGAGACUAAGUAUGCGUUACGGAGAGUGAAGAGGAAGUUUACGGGGGAUUUGUCGGGUCGGGAACCGGAUAUUGAGACCGAGACGGGGACAUGA
Messenger RNA from Aspergillus sclerotioniger CBS 115572, 3735 nucleotides. RefSeq names its product C2 domain protein. The transcript is spliced from 5 exons. The coding region runs from base 1 to 3735 and encodes 1244 amino acids. Gene Ontology annotation, molecular function: lipid binding. Lineage: Eukaryota; Fungi; Ascomycota; Eurotiomycetes; Eurotiales; Aspergillaceae. The record is from RefSeq and is a predicted model, not a curated record.